UGGCAGCGUUCGACACCCAUUUUUGAGGUAUUGUGCUAUAAAACCAGCUCCGUGCAUCCUCCGGCUCCACUUCAUUCCAACUAAUUAAUCUGCUGCUGCUGCUUUUUGGACCAAACUCUGUGGUGAAUAUUUACUGAGUUUCAGGAUGGAUGACAAGUCGUACUUGGUUCAGAGGAAUGGGAACGGAGUCCACGGCAAAACCCAGCUCAACGGCAAAACCCUGAGUGGGACCGUGGUCAACGGGCGGGGGGUGCUGGGAAACGGCAUCAACCACGUCAGCAUGAACGGCAGCUUGUACCCGGCCAAGGUGAAGAGCCGCAGGCAGAGGUGGGAGGUGAAGCCCUCAGAGAUGGCCAACAACACGCUCAACCCCAUCAGGAGCAUCGUGGACGAGAUGAAGCUCACACCCAACAGAGACAAACCCAUGAUCGCUCUCUCUAUAGGGGACCCCACAGUGUUUGGGAACCUGCCCACAGACGAGGUGGUGCUUCAGGCCGUGAAAGACGCCGUGGACUCGCAGAAAUACAACGGAUAUGCUCCCUCUGUUGGUUAUCUGACAAGUCGACAGGCCUUGGCAAACUUUUACAGCUGCCCCGAGGCUCCACUGGAGGCCGAGGAUGUGAUUCUGACCAGCGGCUGCAGUCAUGCCAUUGACCUGGCUAUCAGUGUCCUGUGUAACCCUGGGGACAACAUCCUGGUCCCUUGCCCGGGCUUCUCAUUAUAUAAGACUCUGGCCGUCUCCAUGGGCAUCAACGUCAAACUCUACAACCUGCUGCCGGAAAAGUCCUGGGAGGCCGACCUGCAGCACAUGGAGAGCCUGAUCGACGAGAGGACUUCCUGUGUGAUUGUUACCAACCCAUCCAACCCGUGUGGCUCCGUCUACAGCAAGGAACAUCUGCAGAAGAUCCUCAAAGUGGCCUCCAGACACUGUGUUCCUAUUCUGGCCGAUGAAAUCUACAGCGAUAUGGUGUUACCAGGUUGCAGCUGUCCUUCCAUGGCGUCGCUCAGCAGUGACGUCCCCAUCAUUUCCUGCGGGGGUCUCGCAAAACGCUGGCUGGUCCCCGGGUGGAGGAUGGGAUGGAUCCUGAUCCAUGACAGAAAUGAUAUAUUUGGAUCUGCAAUCCGUCAGGGGCUGGUGAAACUGAGCCAACGUAUUCUGGGAGCCUGCAGUCUUAUCCAGGGGGCGCUGGAGAGCAUCCUCAAUAACACACCUCAAAGCUUCUACAACAACACCAUCAGCUUACUAAAGUCUAACUCAGAGAUCUGUUUCAACAAGCUGUCCACUGUCGCCGGCCUGAAUCCCGUCAAGACGUCAGGAGCCAUGUACCUCAUGGUGGGGAUGGACAUGGAUCACUUUCCAGAGUUUAAGAACGACGUGGACUUCACUGAACGUCUGGUCACUGAACAGUCUGUCUUCUGUCUCCCUGCCUCUGCUUUUGAGUAUCCCAACUUCUUCCGCAUCGUGUUGACGGUGCCGCAGGAGAUGAUGGUGGAGGCCUGCGGUCGGAUCAGGGAGUUCUGCCAGUGCCACUAUCGGCCCAACAGCCGCGAUAGUGGCAACGACCUGGACCAGUGAUGGAGCCAAAGACCAGAGAGGCAGCGAGGACUGAACUGUGGUCACACACACACUCAUGAGCCUGAACAUCAUUUAAUUCAAACCACAGACUGAGGCUCAUCAUGAAAACUAAGAAAAUCAAAGGCUCAGUUGUCUGAUCAGAAAUCUCCCUAAAAUCUUUCAUGAAGACUGAGGUGAAUAAAUCCACACGAGUAUGAAAUGUAAACGGAGGAAAUCUCCCGUUCACUCUCCGUCUGAUUCAUUCCAGAUGUUUACGUGCUCCAUUGUUACGACAUAAUCACUUCCUGUGUGUGUUUAUCCCUCCACAUGAAUCUGAUGUCAGAUCUGUUUUGAUAUUGUCGUCACCGUGGCAACAAGAAGCCGGUGAGCAGCGAGUCUGAUGUUCCAUUCAUGCUGUAAUUCUUUAUGUAAACCUUUGAAAUGAUGAAACUUAAUAUUUAUAUUUUAUAUGAGCGACGUAUAUUAACCUCCUGGUUUUUGUGUAUUUAUAUAAUUUGUGAUGGAACCUCGUUGAAACCCACCGCAGGAUCAGAACAGCUCGAUUCUUCUUCACCUUUUUUACAUUUGUCUUUUCAUCACUUUCUGAUCCAUAAUUAGAGGAAUUAUUUUAUAUAGAUAUAAAUAUAUGUACGAUAUUCCUUUUUAUAAACAUUAUGUUUCUAUAAUCUUCUGUAAACUUGCUUGAAAAUGACUCACAACGUUAGACUCUUGAUCAGAACUUUGUCUGUAUAUUAUUUGUAUGUUAAUUGUGUCAUAUUUAGAAGUUGUGUUGAUAGUUGCUUAAUGAAAUAAAAGUGUUGACAUGACUGGU
Molecule: messenger RNA, 2387 nt
Organism: Paralichthys olivaceus (Japanese flounder)
Lineage: Eukaryota; Metazoa; Chordata; Actinopteri; Pleuronectiformes; Paralichthyidae
Gene: tat
Product: tyrosine aminotransferase
Biological process (GO): L-tyrosine catabolic process; L-phenylalanine catabolic process; biosynthetic process
Molecular function (GO): L-tyrosine:2-oxoglutarate transaminase activity; pyridoxal phosphate binding
Source: RefSeq, a predicted model, not a curated record